UGCUAUAAUCUUUCGAUUCGUUUGUUCUAACAGUUCCCACUCACUUUCGCAAAAACGCAUUGUGUUUCUCUCUUUCCGCGGCGUAGAUCUGAGCAGUUUGGGAAACCCUAACUGCUCUCACCACUCUCUUUGCUUUUUUUCCUCUCCGAUCAACGACCUCUUUCGUCGCCCUAAGUCAUGGCAGGACUUGCACCCGAGGGAUCACAGUUUGAUGCUCGUCAAUAUGAUACCAAGAUGAAUGAGUUGCUUACAUCUGAUGGACAGGAUUUUUUCACAUCUUAUGAUGAGGUUUAUGACAGUUUUGAUGCUAUGGGCUUGCAAGAGAAUCUCCUGAGAGGCAUUUAUGCAUAUGGUUUUGAGAAGCCAUCAGCUAUUCAGCAGAGAGGAAUAGUUCCUUUCUGCAAGGGACUUGAUGUUAUACAACAGGCCCAGUCUGGAACUGGGAAGACAGCAACUUUCUGCUCUGGAAUUCUGCAGCAACUUGACUAUAGUGUGACUGAAUGCCAAGCCUUGGUUUUAGCACCAACUAGGGAGCUUGCUCAGCAAAUUGAAAAGGUUAUGCGAGCACUUGGAGAUUAUCUUGGUGUGAAGGUGCACGCAUGUGUGGGAGGUACCAGUGUUCGUGAAGACCAACGCAUUCUAUCGAGUGGUGUUCAUGUUGUUGUUGGUACUCCUGGUCGUGUAUUUGAUAUGCUGCGCAGACAGUCACUUCGGCCAGACUACAUCAAGAUGUUUGUAUUGGAUGAGGCUGAUGAAAUGCUUUCCCGUGGUUUUAAAGAUCAGAUCUAUGAUAUAUUCCAGUUGCUUCCAUCUAAGAUUCAAGUGGGAGUUUUCUCUGCUACAAUGCCUCCUGAGGCACUUGAGAUCACAAGGAAGUUCAUGAACAAACCUGUGAGGAUCCUUGUGAAGCGUGAUGAGCUCACCUUGGAGGGUAUCAAGCAAUUUCAUGUCAAUGUUGAGAAAGAGGAAUGGAAGCUUGACACACUAUGUGAUCUUUAUGAGACAUUGGCAAUUACUCAGAGUGUCAUUUUUGUGAACACCAGAAGAAAGGUUGAUUGGCUGACUGACAAGAUGCGAAGCCGAGACCACACAGUCUCAGCAACCCAUGGAGACAUGGACCAAAAUACCAGGGACAUUAUUAUGCGUGAAUUCCGUUCUGGGUCAUCCCGUGUUUUAAUAACUACUGAUCUUUUGGCCCGUGGUAUUGAUGUCCAGCAAGUGUCUCUAGUUAUAAAUUAUGAUCUCCCAACACAGCCCGAGAACUAUCUCCAUCGUAUUGGUCGUAGUGGAAGGUUUGGUAGGAAAGGUGUUGCCAUUAACUUUGUCACAAGGGAUGAUGAAAAAAUGCUGUUUGACAUCCAGAAGUUUUACAAUGUGAUUAUUGAGGAGCUGCCUUCAAAUGUUGCUGAACUCCUUUGAUGAGUUUUUUUGUUCCAUCAUAUUAGAGGAAAGUUGGUUUCUGAGGAUUGGAUGAUCAUUGUGUGAGGGAAGAUAUUCGGGUUGUGGUUCUCUACUCAUAAAACAGCUAUAUGGAUUGCAAUAAUCGUAGAUUUCGCUGAAUCAUCAGUCGGAGGUUGUUUUUUCUGGUUUGUCUGUCACAAUGUUGUAAGCAUUGAUGGAGCACCUAGUUAACUUAUUUAUGAGCAGGAUGUUAUUGAAAUUGUAAGAUUUUAAAAUCAUAAUGUUUGACUCUUUUGACCAACUUUUCAAGUAACUUGAAAUAUUGAAUUUUGUGUUGAGUAUUGGAAGUAAGUCAGUGACGGUAAUUUCUGUUGCCAUUAAACUUAUGUAAUUACCUCUUAGAGGCCUGUUUUGUCGAGGCAGAAAAUUACUUUGGGUUAUUAUGUCGCUGCUUCCAGUUGUAUUCAAUGCGUGAUGAGUAAAGAGCCUGAGAUGUGUCCA
Molecule: messenger RNA, 1902 nt
Organism: Glycine soja
Lineage: Eukaryota; Viridiplantae; Streptophyta; Magnoliopsida; Fabales; Fabaceae
Product: eukaryotic initiation factor 4A-15-like
Exons: 6
Coding region: 178-1419 (413 amino acids)
Biological process (GO): cytoplasmic translational initiation
Cellular component (GO): cytoplasmic stress granule
Molecular function (GO): ATP binding; RNA helicase activity; translation initiation factor activity
Source: RefSeq, a predicted model, not a curated record